GUUAAAUCUGCAUCUGAGCGAUGACGUGAUGCUUUCUGUUGGUGUUUACAACCUUAUUCGCAAAGCUUAUAAGCCAUAUCCAGUAAAGCUUUAUCGGGAAACUAACGAACCAGUUAAAACAAAAACAAGGACGUUUAAUGGAAAAACAGGCAGCUUGCUUCUACCUAAUGACACAAAAAGAGCUCAGACAUAUGGAAACCGACAGAUUGUGCUGGAGAAAGAGGAAACGGAAGAACUAAAGCAGUUUGGUUCUCCAGGCUUAUUUCUGGUUGGCUUCAAACCACUUUCAAUGCUAAAACAGCACCACCAUAUCAGGCCCUCGCAGUUCAUCUAUCCUGAGGAGUCCCUGGUGAGGGGGAGUACAACACUAUUUAAUGCCUUAUUGAUGAAAUGCUUGGAGAGGGAGAUGAUGAUGCUGUGCAGAUACAUCGCUCGCCGGAACCUCCCUCCUCGCUUUGUGGCCCUGGUUCCUCAGGAGGAAGAGAUGGAUGAGCAGAAAGUGCAGAUAGCCCCUCCAGGUUUCCAUGUCAUUUUUCUGCCAUAUGCAGAUGACAAACGGAAUGUUGAUUUCACAGAGAAGGUACCAGCCAGUCAAGAGCAGGUGGACAAGAUGAAGGAAAUAAUUCAAAAACUCCGCUUCAAAUACAGGACUGACAGCUUUGAGAACCCAGUUUUGCAGCAGCACUUUAGGAAUCUGGAGGCUUUGGCGCUGGAUAUGACGGAACCAGAACAAGCUGAGGAUCUUACAAUGCCAAAGUAUGAACAGAUGAACAGCAGGCUGGGCAGCCUGGUGGAGGAGUUUAAGCAGCUGGUUUAUCCCCCUGACUACAAUCCUGAUGGGAAGGCUGUAAAGCGGAAACAAGCUUCUGACAGUCAAGCUGAAAAGAAGCCCAAGAUAGAAGUCUCAAAAGAUGAGCUGUGGCAUCAUGUGCAGAAGGGCACUCUAGGCAAGCUCACUGUACCUGUUCUGAAGGAUGCAUGCAGGCUUUUGGGGCUGAAGGGUGGAGGCAAGAAGCAGGAGCUCAUGGAUGCUUUAAUUAAAUACUUUAAUUAGCGCUAAGCAGGAGCAGAAGGUGCUGGUUGACUUUUGUCUGCUUAGAAUUUUGGCUGUCUUACAUGGAUUCCAUGUCUGUCUAACUUUGCAAUAGAAGAGAAGGUAACAAAAUGUUGCUCUGUGUAGCAGUGGAAAACUUUUUACUCUUAGUUGUGAAACAUCUCUGCAAAGUUGGAUUCUGUUGACAGUAGCCAAAGGCAGAAUUCUCUGCCAACUCAGGUCACCCACUGCCUGUGAGCAGAGUUGUACCUUCCUGGUUCUUAAUAAAAGUUAUUUUGGAUUUCUUACUUUGCAA
Acanthisitta chloris (rifleman) is the source of this 1349-nucleotide messenger RNA. RefSeq names its product X-ray repair complementing defective repair in Chinese hamster cells 6 (gene XRCC6). NCBI's taxonomy places the organism in Eukaryota, Metazoa, Chordata, Aves, Passeriformes, Acanthisittidae. Gene Ontology annotation, biological process: cellular response to gamma radiation; double-strand break repair via nonhomologous end joining; telomere maintenance. The transcript has 7 exons. Gene Ontology annotation, molecular function: telomeric repeat DNA binding; DNA helicase activity; double-stranded DNA binding. Gene Ontology annotation, cellular component: Ku70:Ku80 complex; nucleus. The record is from RefSeq and is a predicted model, not a curated record. The annotation marks the transcript as partial.